CGCCGAUGACGGCCCACUCAUGGUGGGGAAGGGGGAGGAGGUCAAGUGCUCCCAGUGGCGGCGCAAGUGUCCGCAUCGUCCUCACGCCACAUGUGGGAGAAACCGCCAGGCGUAGCUGCAGCAGACGGAGGCGGGAAUCCUACCAGACGGCCUGGCGAGGGCGAGAGCUGGCCCGCUCCAACCAGCCUCGAACUUCUCCCCACCCCCAAGAUCGGAACGCCCAGGGUGAUCACAAUCCCAGGGAUGUGCCCCCAGAUGCUGAGGGAGUCCUUGAGGUCGGCACCGCGGCAAGGCGAUGCCAAACACAAGGAUCGAGACAAACUUCCAGCCGGUACCGCUCACAAGCUGGCAUCCCUGGGAGGGCCACCCUGUUUGUGCGGAGGCUGCCGCCGCCCUUCCGCCGCCAGGAGCCGCCCUCGCUCUGCCUCCCACGAGCUGGCCAGCGGGCGCCCUCGAGGGGGCCGCACCGCCCCGAGCUCGCGCCUGCCUCCGCGCACGGCGCCCGCGCGCGGCAGCCCGCUGCCCGACGGGGCGCCGCCAGCGCGCGGCGACGAGCCCGCGCGGGCCUGCCGCGUGCCGCCCAGCUGGCCAGACUCUGGCCGAGCCGAGCCCGCAGGCAUCGCGCCGGCCCCCACCCCAUGCUGCCAGCGGUGUGCGAGGGCUACUGGGUGAUCGAGCGCGCACCAGGGGGGGGGGGCGUGGCGAGGUGGGCGUCCUUCUGAGAAGGCAGGGAGCCUCUCAGGAGGGAUCGGCCUCCUCUUUCCGAGGCUCCUCCGACAGCUGCGUCCAAGGCUGGCGCUCCCCCCAGAGCCCCCCCCCUCCGAGAUCAUCCAGAGCGCCCCCAGAGAGCUGCGAGAUGUGGACGAGGCGCAUAACAAGGAUGCAAGAUGUGGAUGACAGGGCCCUGGAAGACCGUGUCGACACCUUUCGAGAGGGGCGCGGCCAGUGAAAUUGACAGAGGAAGAACCAAGGGAGAAGGGUGCAAGGGUAAUCUUGGAAAGCCCAAUCCGUCCUAUGCGACCUGACUGUGCUCCCUAGAGGCCCACAGCUGGCCGCGACUGCGAACACCGCCGCGCGCUUCGUCGGCGCACGGGGUGCUCGGGAACUCCUCGGCUCCCGGCGGAGGGGAGCAAAACUCGCACACGCCUAGUCACUCGGCCGCCCUCCGCGCCGGAGGCAUCCAUCGGCGCUGGCCCCCUCCGUGGCGCCGCAUGCACGCUUGCACGACCGCCCCCCCCGAGGCGCUCCCAGCGCGAGGAAACGCGGCUGCCGAUUCAAACGAGCAGUUCAAAACUCGCCGAGCGUCGUUACGUGGCGCCAGCCGAGCCCUACCCCACCAACCAUCGAUUCUCCUGCAUCGGCUGGAGGCGGAGGGAAGGCUCGGAUGUCACCACAUGUUCGACGAAUUCCGAAUCCGACCCCCGCCGCCCAUCGAAUGGCCUGAAUCGUUGGUCGGCGACGGUAGGGCUCGGAUUUUGCCGCAUAUUCGUGGCGCUCUGGCGCCCGCGAGGAACACUUGCACGUGUUGCGGCUUGCAACCGUCAGACUCCCACAUGCACACCCGAUUCCGCUACAGAGAGAAUCGAGAUAGCAGUGUCACUGAAGCUGAUGCAUGAUGACUGGACUGAUCCGUGCUGGCUGCAUGGCCACAAGGAUGACACAGGCAGGUGUGAAACACGGAUCCGUUAGGUCACAGCCCUAGCAGCAAUGCGUUAGAUGCUGCGUGCCAAAACUGGCCACUAGCGGGGCUGCAGCCUUUCCCAGACAGGUCGAGAGGCUAAUUAGAGAGGGUGUUGAAAUGUCAUGUGAGGGAAAGGGAAGCAGGUGUGCAAGUGAGGGGGAGGGAGAGAACGAGAGAGAGAGAGGGGGCGACAGGGAGAGAAGCAUACAUUCCAAAAGGGGGGGAGGGAGAGAGAGAGAGGCAGAGAGAGAUUAACCAAAUAAUAAGUACAUAAAGAAAGAGAAGGGCGCAUAGUGGCACUUAUGCGCAAGUGUCAGCAAAGGUACUGAAACCGCUCUCGGGCGGGCAAGUGAGUUCCUCUCGUCCG
This is a messenger RNA of Prorocentrum cordatum, 2048 nucleotides long. The record is from the annotation of a GenBank genome assembly. Lineage: Eukaryota; Dinophyceae; Prorocentrales; Prorocentraceae.